AGUUCUUCUUCAAUGCGAAGCUGCUCUCACGCACUCGACAAAAUGGCGGAAUUCGACUUGACAAGCCGCAUGGGCCAAUAUUUAGACCGUCAUAUGGUCUUUCCUUUAUUGGAAUUCUUAUCAGCAAAUGGGUUGUAUGAUGAGCAAGAGAUGCUGAAAGGGAAACUGGACUUGCUGAGCAAUACAAAUAUGGUGGAUUUUGCCAUGGAUGUAUACAAGAGUCUCUACCCAGAGGAUGAAGUUCCACAGAAUCUUGGAGGGGAGACUUGGAUAUCUUUUACAGCACUCAAAGAUAAGCGUGGGGAGGUGGUAUCAGAAUUGAAGAAGUUACAGGCAGACACAGAACCAGUUGUCAAAAUAUUUGAAGAUCCUGAGGUGUUACGACAAAUACAAAAUUCACGGGAUGGAAGACAACUUUUUGAAUUUUUAUCUAAGGAGUACAAUGUAACCAGUGAAAUGAUCAACACACUAUACAACUUUGCUAAGUUCCAAUAUGAGUGUGGCAACUACUCUGGUGCAGCUGAAUACCUGUAUUUUGUUAGGGCACUUUUACCUCCCAAUGACAAGAAUGCCCUGAAUGCCAUGUGGGGAAAGCUGGCCUGUGAAAUCCUGAUGCAGAACUGGGACACUGCCCUGGAAGACCUGAACAGGCUGCGAGAUGUCAUUGACUCAAGUCCUUUUACCACAGCACUUCAGUCUCUCCAGCAGAGGACGUGGCUGAUCCACUGGAGCCUGUUUGUAUACUUCAACCACCCCAAGGGCAGAGAUCUCAUCAUAGACAUGUUUCUGUAUCAACAACAGUACCUGAAUGCCAUCCAGACUCUGUGUCCACACAUACUGCGCUACCUGACCACUGCGGUGAUCACCAACAAGAGGCGGAGAACAGUCCUCAAAGACCUUGUCAAGGUCAUACAACAGGAAUCAUACACAUACAGAGACCCAAUAACAGAAUUCUUAGAGUGCUUGUAUGUCAACUUUGAUUUUGAUGGAGCACAACAAAAACUCAGAGAAUGUGAAAGUGUUCUGGUAAACGACUUUUUCCUUGUUGCCUGUUUAGAUGAUUUCAUUGAGAAUGCCAGGCUUUUUAUAUUUGAGACUUUCUGUCGAAUUCAUGAGUGCAUUAGUAUUAACAUGCUUGCGGAGAAGCUGAACAUGACCCCAGAUGAUGCCGAGAGGUGGAUUGUGAACCUCAUACGUGGUGCACGGCUCGAUGCCAAGAUCGACUCCAAGUUGGGUCACGUGGUGAUGGGCACACAGGCUGUGUCUCCAUACCAACAGGUGAUAGACAAAACCAAGGGACUCUCCUUUAGAUCGCAGAUGUUAGCUAUGAACAUAGAGAAGAAACUCUCAGCAAAAUCAGACUCGGGUCCACAGUGGGGCGGCCAAGAGUUUUGACAUGGAGGUGUGGAAGAUACAGGGAAACAAGUGCACAGACAGGCCGGAAGAAGAAACUUGACAGUAUCUUAAAGACAAGAGAGGAGAGAGGGAGGUGAAAUGUGUUUCUGAAAACAGUCUUGUUUAUCUACUUUGAUAUUAACCUCAGAGGGACAAGGGUGGAGUACUUGGACUGUGUUUGCCUCAGUAAGUUGCUACAGCAGAAAAAGGAGACAGCUUGUGUCACAUUGGCACGUGCUGUGUGACAUGGGGACCUCAUGCCGAGGUAGAGGGGACGUGGUUUGCUCCGGAGGCUAGGAAGACCAUAUCGGGCAGGACAGUGUUUGCUUCACACCCUCUGAUUAGAUAUCAAGUGAGCCAAAGGAGGCUGGAACAGACUUUUGCUCAGAGAGGACAUUUUGACAGCCUUUUUGUGGACCGUUGUGGAAUUGAGUAAAUUGCUAUCAGGAUAUAUUGCCAACACCAAAAAGAGAAACAAUAUGACAAAUUUGAUAAUAUGUAUGGACAAUUAAAAGAAAUAUAAGACAUUGAAA
This is a messenger RNA of Lingula anatina, 1928 nucleotides long. Its product is annotated as eukaryotic translation initiation factor 3 subunit E. Gene Ontology annotation, cellular component: eukaryotic translation initiation factor 3 complex; cytoplasm. NCBI's taxonomy places the organism in Eukaryota, Metazoa, Brachiopoda, Lingulata, Lingulida, Lingulidae. The record is from RefSeq and is a predicted model, not a curated record. Gene Ontology annotation, molecular function: translation initiation factor activity.